UGUUCCCUGUGCUCAUGUGACCUACUCGACUCGCGCAGCGGCUGAGUUUAUGUAACAGGGAGAGGGGUAGACGGCUGUCCUUGUUGGAAUGCUGGCUUUGUAGUAUAGAGAUUUGAGGUUCGGGGGUGGCUGCUCCAGGACCAUGUCAUCCCCCGCUGUGCGAGAUGGGAUACCGUGGCUCAGGGAACUGCUGGACUCUCAGUCGCCGUCCAACCCGCGGCCCAGGCAGCUCGGAGCGUUGUUGGAGUACCUAGUGCAGAAGUACAGCUCCUGGGCAGCGGAGGGUGCCUCCAGUAAUGAUGAGGAAUGCGGCUUCUCUCUGAGUUGUCCGGGCUGCGGAGGGAUACUCAGGGAGCCAGUGAGCACUGAGUGCGGUCACACUUACUGCCGCUGCUGCUUGAGGGGAGAGCCCAGAAGCCGAUGCCGGCUGUGCCGGGAGGAUAUGGGCCGAGCUCCACGUAGGACCUGUGUGUUGCUUCAGCAGCUGGCGGACAAAUUCCCACACCUGCUGGCGGCUAAAAGUGACCGGGAUGAGGGGAUGUGUCAGCUGUUGGGAGCCGGGGAGUACGCGGAGGCUCUGCGCACAGUCAACAGCUUUAUGGAGACAGAUCCAGAUGAUUUGAUGCUACAUGUUUACAGAGCCGACUCGUAUGCUGGCAUAUGUGAAUUUGGGAAAGCUCACGAGGAUCUGGACUUUGUCCUUUCUAUGCAAAACAACUGGCCAGAGGUGUAUUAUAAGAAAGCCAAAAUACUUCAGGACAGCGGACAUAUGUAUGAAUCGCUGACUUUUUAUCUUAAAACCCUGGCUCUAGAUGAAACGUACGAACCAGCUAGAUCUGAGGUUGAAAAGAUUCUCUGUGACUUCCUGUCUCCUGCUCAAGACUCAGUAGAAGGUAUCCUGAAGGAUUUGGAAAGAACAUCCUUACCAAACAGUCAACUGAAGCCUUUUGUGCUGGGCGCUGAUAAAGAAGAUGUUGAUUAUGGUUUACCAAGUUUGGAUGAGCAUGAAGAGGUGCCAGAAACUGUAAAGGAUUUUAGCAGAAGCAGCAUCCGCAGAACAUCUUCUGCACAUACGAUUCACUCCGAGCCUCACGCUGCAGAUGAACGCUUAAAAAGGGUGACCUCUGAACCUCUACUAAGGAGCCAGGAAACAGGAGUGCUACUGAAAAGGAAAUUCUCCCGUUCUGAGCAAGAUGCAAGUGGAUGUGAGGAUGUGAGGAAAAAGCACAUAAAGCAGGGAGAAUCCUCACAACUAGAACUCGAUGGAAAAUCUAUUUCAGAUGGCCUUGUUGAUGUGGUUGACCUUGAAUGUUCCCUAUGUAUGAGACUGUUCUAUGAACCAGUGACCACACCAUGUGGGCAUACAUUUUGCAAGAAGUGCUUAGAACGAUGUUUAGAUCAUACUCCACAUUGUCCCUUAUGCAAAGAGAGCUUAACCGAGUUCUUGGCAAAAAGAAGCUACAACGUGACUCACCUCUUGGAAUAUCUGAUUAAAACGCAUCUCCCCGAAGAGCUCGCGGAAAGGAAGAGGUUUCAUGAAGAGGAAACUGCUGAGUUCUCAAACUUAACAAAGAAUGUGCCAAUUUUUGUCUGUACAAUGGCUUACCCUACUGUGCCUUGUCCUCUUCACGUGUUUGAGCCUCGGUAUCGAUUGAUGAUCCGAAGAUGUAUGGAAACUGGUACAAAACAAUUUGGGAUGUGCAUAAGUGACCCAGAAAAAAGUUUUGCAGACUAUGGUUGUAUGUUGCAAAUAAGAAAUGUUCACUUCCUGCCUGAUGGUCGUUCUGUGGUGGAUACAGUCGGUGGAAAGCGAUUUCGGGUCUUGAAUAGGGGAAUGAGAGAUGGUUAUAGUACUGCAGACAUUGAGUACUUGUCAGAUAUUCCGGUUCAUCAGGAAGAAUUUCAGCAACUCAAGGAGCUCCAUGAUGCUGUGCACGCACAAGCCUGCCGCUGGUUUCAGAAUUUGCGCACCAGGUUCCGCAGUCAGAUAUUGCAUCACUUUGGAGCAAUGCCAGAAACAGAGCAGAAUAUACAGGCAGCUCCAAAUGGACCAGCUUGGUGCUGGUGGCUUCUUGCAGUUUUACCUGUAGAUCCCAGGUAUCAGCUGUCAGUACUAUCGAUGAUGUCACUAAAAGAUCGCCUGUUGAAAAUGCAGCACAUCCUCACCUGCUUUUCUAGAGAGCAGCCCAAAUGACUAGCCGUCUGGAGCGCCCUUAAAACGUAUCCAGCCCUGACUGUGAUCACAGCUGUGCUUUUCGCUCUCUUUGCUCAUUUAAUCUUGGUUUAAAUUCCAUUCCUAUUGGAUUUAUGUAUCUCAUAAGUAACAGAAUGUUUAAUGCAGACUUAUUGGAUGGCUUGUGUGUUACAGUAAACACAUUGCACAUGUAGAAAAUUGUUUUUUUUUUUGUUUUUUUUAUAGUAAAUUUGAUUUCUUUUGAAUUUAAAGCUUCCAAGGUGUAUACCGUUUGGCUGCAUUUGUAGAUGCUAAAUCACUUCCACAAAGGUAUACAUUUUUCCAUGAGGAAGUUCAAGCAAAUUAAUAAUUUAUUAAUAGUGCUGUGCUUUAUUUUUAAUGUAGUGACUGAAACGAUUACUUUCUGCUCUAAAAGCUAUGUCCACACAUUGUGGGGUCGAUUUGACCGUUACGUGUUAAAUUUAUGUGCCUUUGGAGAACAGAGAUGGCAGACGCCUGUGUGCUAU
This is a messenger RNA of Xenopus laevis (African clawed frog), 2700 nucleotides long. RefSeq names its product LON peptidase N-terminal domain and RING finger protein 1 (gene lonrf1.L). Lineage: Eukaryota; Metazoa; Chordata; Amphibia; Anura; Pipidae. The record is from RefSeq and is a predicted model, not a curated record. Bases 143 to 2194 code for a protein of 683 amino acids. The transcript has 12 exons. Gene Ontology annotation, molecular function: ubiquitin protein ligase activity.